Penicillium daleae is the source of this 618-nucleotide messenger RNA. RefSeq names its product Rab family GTPase YPT7 (gene rab7). Gene Ontology annotation, cellular component: vacuole; fungal-type vacuole membrane; late endosome. Bases 1 to 618 code for a protein of 205 amino acids. Gene Ontology annotation, molecular function: GTPase activity; GTP binding. Gene Ontology annotation, biological process: regulation of vacuole fusion, non-autophagic. The record is from RefSeq and is a predicted model, not a curated record. The transcript has 6 exons. NCBI's taxonomy places the organism in Eukaryota, Fungi, Ascomycota, Eurotiomycetes, Eurotiales, Aspergillaceae.
AUGGCGUCACGGAAGAAGGUUCUCCUCAAGGUUAUCAUCCUUGGUGAUAGCGGUGUCGGCAAAACAAGCUUGAUGAAUCAAUAUGUCAACAAGAAGUUCAGUGGAAGCUACAAGGCGACUAUUGGUGCCGAUUUCCUCACCAAGGAGGUCCUCGUCGAUGACCGGCUGGUGACGAUGCAGAUUUGGGAUACCGCCGGUCAGGAACGGUUCCAGUCUCUGGGUGUCGCAUUCUAUCGAGGAGCCGACUGCUGUGUUUUGGUCUACGAUGUGAAUAACUCGAAGAGUUUCGAGGCGCUGGACAGUUGGCGGGAUGAAUUUUUGAUCCAGGCUAGCCCCCGUGACCCGGAGAGCUUCCCCUUUGUGGUUAUUGGCAACAAGAUCGAUGUAGAGGAGAAUAAGCGGAUGAUCUCUUCGAAACGGGCCAUGACGUUCUGCCAGUCUAAGGGCAAUAUCCCGUACUUUGAGACUAGCGCCAAGGAGGCUCUUAACGUGGAGCAGGCUUUCGAAGUGAUCGCCCGCAGCGCCCUCGCGCAGGAAGAGGCUGAGGAGUUCAGUGGUGAAUUCAGUGACCCGAUCAACAUCCAUCUGGACAAUGAGCGCGAUGGCUGUGCCUGUUGA